AUUUUAGUCAGGUGUAGUCAGUGUUCGAGUUCGGUUGAAGGCAUCGUUUUUGUUUGCUACAUCGGUUUUUUAUAUUCAAAAGAAAGUACUGUUUUUGCAAGGAUAUUCAUCAUCGUUGGGUUGGCUUUUCUUUUUCUUUCCUUUUUUCUAAUAAAUUGAUAAAAGUGAAUUAUUUAUAUACAUAUAUCAAACACUUAAAAGUGAUCCUUUUGAAAGUUGAUACAACCCCAUAAGGAUUUAGAAGAAAUUUUGAAAAAUUCCUUUGCAUAUAUAAAAGUGUACACUUAGACUGUUCAGUAUGUAACCAUCAGGAUCAAAAAAGGAAGAAAGAAAAAAAAAAAAAAAAAAAAAAACAUAAAAAGAAAACUUGAUAAAAAAGAAGAAAAAAGAAAAAAAAAAUCAUACCUACACUCGACAAGGAAAGCUCUCCUAGAUUUUGUAUGUUUAUGUUGUUUUUGUAAAUGAAAUUUUCAUCUGGUAUACAAAUAUUCACCACACCCUGAUCUGCUUUUGCUGCUGCUGCUGCUGCUGUUGUUUCUUCUUCUUGUUCUGCCUUUGCCUGCUGUUACCUACUUUUUAUUAUAGAGCUCCAUAUCCUUGUCGUAUGAAAAUUCGGGUGCAAAUACUGUCUUCCCUUGGUGACAUCCGUUUCACUACGCAACAUCCUGUCGGUCGGUAAUAAUCACUAUAGCUCUUAAUUUUCAAUCGAAUUAUAAAAUUUAUAUAUGAAAAAAUAUAAAUAAAAAAUAUUUUCAAAUCUAACUUAGAAAAUAGUAGAAUUUUUUUAUAACUUCGUAUGUAUCUAUACCUACAACAAAAAAAAUUAUUAAAUAUAUAUAUAAAAGUGAAAUCCUUUUUCUCAUGUCUAAAUGCUGGAUGUGAUAAAUCUUAACCGGUGAUGUGGAACUUAAUAAUCGCAAAUAAAAAAGUUCACACAGUAACAUCAGUAAAAUAGUUAAAAAAAAAAAUACAAGUGAAAAUUUCUAGUUUGUAUCUGUAAUCAGUGAAAAUUUGAAAAAAAAAAUCAAAUUCAAAUCCAAAGAGCAUGAGAAGAAAACAUGUUCAUCGAAUAUAAUAGGAGCGAGUGAUUAGAUGAAAAGUGGUCUGGCAAAUUAAUUUUUGUUUUUUCUACCUUUGAACCAAAAAAAGUCCCAAAUAUUGUUAAAUUUAAAAAUCAGUGAUAAAAAAAAUCCUCUAAAGAAUAUUAUAUCCAAAAAAAUUAAGAAAAAAACUCAAAAAGGAAGUGCCACUAUUUCCACCCAAAUCAGCAACAAUUUAUUUUUUUAAAAAAUACAACAAUGCUUUAACAGAAGAAAAAAAUCCAACAACAACAAAAUUAAAAACUCCAGGGAGGAGCUGGGAAAACUUAAUUCUGCCACAACAACAAAAAAGAAUUUGUACAAAAAAUAAAAAAAACUUUAUCAGAAAAUCCACAUCUCGUCGUGUUCUAUAUUUGAUCCAGAUAACUAGAAGCCAGAUACUCACUAAAACACACUUACCUAUCUUGCCGCUGAGAGAGCCGUGAGAUUGACAAGUUUAAAAAUAACUACUUUUUGUAAAAAGCAGAGGAGUACCCUACUCUAUCAUCAUCAUCAUCAGCAUCAUCGAAAAGGAGUCCUGAAGCAUCUGUGUAUCUAAUAAAAUAAAGAAAAACGAAGGAAGACUUACGACAAGAAGACGACGGAAAACGCGCGGCAAAAUAUUCGCCAAGCGUUAAAAACUUUUUCUACCCACAAAACAAUAAAAUGGGCACUGGUCAUUGCUUCUGGGCUGUAUUUUACUUUGCCUGUCUUUGUAGUGCGUCCUUAGCAAAUAAUGCAAAAAUAAAUUUCCGAGAAAAAGAGAAAAAAGUUUUGGAUCAAAUUUUAGGUGCUGGAAAAUAUGAUGCCCGUAUCCGACCAUCCGGAAUUAAUGGAACAGAAAAUUUGCCAACCUAUGUCACAGUCAACAUGUUCCUACGGUCAAUUUCUAAAAUCGACGAUUACAAAAUGGAAUACAGCGUGCAGUUAACAUUUCGAGAACAAUGGACUGAUGAACGUCUAAAAUUCGAUGACAUCCAAGGUCGCCUAAAAUAUUUGACACUGACUGAAGCAAAUCGAGUCUGGAUGCCCGAUCUUUUCUUCUCCAAUGAAAAAGAAGGACAUUUCCACAACAUAAUCAUGCCAAAUGUUUAUAUCCGUAUUUUUCCAAAUGGUUCCGUAUUAUACAGUAUACGAAUAUCACUCACACUAGCAUGUCCAAUGAAUCUAAAACUCUAUCCUUUGGAUAGACAAGUAUGUUCCCUACGAAUGGCUAGUUACGGUUGGACUACAAAUGAUUUAGUCUUCCUUUGGAAGGAAGGCGAUCCUGUACAGGUGGUGAAAAACUUACACCUACCACGCUUUACCUUGGAAAAAUUCUUGACUGAUUAUUGUAACAGCAAAACAAAUACGGGCGAAUACAGUUGUCUGAAAGUCGAUUUACUAUUCAAGCGAGAGUUCUCAUAUUACCUUAUCCAAAUCUACAUUCCCUGCUGUAUGUUGGUCAUUGUCUCUUGGGUGUCAUUCUGGUUAGAUCAAGGAGCUGUACCCGCUCGUGUGUCACUGGGUGUAACAACUCUUCUAACAAUGGCGACACAAACAUCCGGCAUAAAUGCAUCGUUACCCCCAGUGUCAUACACUAAAGCGAUUGACGUUUGGACUGGCGUCUGUUUGACAUUUGUAUUUGGUGCAUUGCUAGAAUUUGCACUUGUAAAUUAUGCAUCACGUUCAGGUUUGAAUAAAUGCUCAGACAUGCAUAAGGAGAAUAUGAAAAAGAAACGCCGGGAUUUGGAGCAAGCUAGCUUAGAUGCUGCUUCAGAUCUCCUCGACACAGACAGUAAUGCAACAUUCGCAAUGAAGCCCCUGGUACGUCAUCCAGGUGAUCCAUUAGCGUUAGAAAAACUUCGGCAAUGUGAAGUCCAUAUGCAGCCACCAAAACGUCCAAACUGCUGUAAGACAUGGCUAUCGAAGUUCCCAACCAGACAAUGUUCUAGAUCGAAGAGGAUUGACGUUAUAUCAAGAAUAACGUUCCCGCUGGUAUUUGCCCUAUUCAAUCUGGUCUACUGGAGUACAUAUCUCUUCAGGGAAGAGGAGGAUGAGACAUUUUAAGGAAGACGUUUUAUUCGUAUACCUAUACACUCGCACAAUAUCUAUGUGUGUGUAAGUGUCUGUCUCUCUGUGUCUCUCUGUAAUGGCUAUGUAGAAUCCCAUAAAAAAAAAAAAAAAAUAAAAUAAAAA
This is a messenger RNA of Episyrphus balteatus (marmalade hoverfly), 3257 nucleotides long. It is a transcript of the gene GluClalpha, whose product is annotated as glutamate-gated chloride channel. The record is from RefSeq and is a predicted model, not a curated record. The coding region runs from base 1746 to 3128 and encodes 460 amino acids. The transcript has 14 exons. Gene Ontology annotation, cellular component: neuron projection; membrane; synapse. Gene Ontology annotation, biological process: signal transduction; regulation of membrane potential; nervous system process. Lineage: Eukaryota; Metazoa; Arthropoda; Insecta; Diptera; Syrphidae. Gene Ontology annotation, molecular function: transmembrane signaling receptor activity; neurotransmitter receptor activity; extracellular ligand-gated monoatomic ion channel activity.